Coffea eugenioides is the source of this 1092-nucleotide messenger RNA. Its product is annotated as basic endochitinase-like. Gene Ontology annotation, biological process: carbohydrate metabolic process. Gene Ontology annotation, molecular function: chitinase activity. Gene Ontology annotation, cellular component: extracellular region. The record is from RefSeq and is a predicted model, not a curated record. NCBI's taxonomy places the organism in Eukaryota, Viridiplantae, Streptophyta, Magnoliopsida, Gentianales, Rubiaceae.
CUUCACAAACCAUAUUCCACCAAAUGAUGAGUCUCAAGGUCUGUUCAAUUGCUUUAAUAGUCUCUAUAAUCUUUUCUCUCGUCUUGAUUUCAGAAUGUGGAAUCAUUGUGGUCUAUUGGGGCCAAAAUGCAAGGGAAGGCACCUUGAGUGAUACAUGUUCCUCUGGAUUAUACAAGAUUGUUAACAUAGCCUUCCUCCCAACUUUUGGCAAUGGGCAAACUCCUAAACUGAACUAGCUGGCCGGUCACUGUGACCCUUCAUCUGGGGGCUGUCAAAAAUUAAGCAACAGCAUCCGCCAGUGUCAAAGCCAAGGAAUUAAGGUCAUGCUCUCGAUUGGCGGUGGCGCUGGAAGCUAUUCUUUAUCAUCAGAUAAUGACGCCAGGCAAGUAGCAAAUUAUCUGUGGAACAACUUUUUAGGGGGCAAAUCAAAUUCAAGACCACUAGGUGAUGCUGUUUUGGAUGGCAUUGACUUCGAUAUUGAACAUGAGCAAGGCCAAUCCUAUUAUGCUACUCUGGCAAGAGCAUUGUCUGAUUACAGCAAACAAGGCAAAAAAGUGUACUUAACUGCAGCACCACAAUGUCCAUUUCCUGAUCGGAGCCUCAAUUCCGCACUUAGCACCGGACUCUUCGACUACGUGUGGAUCCAGUUUUACAAUAAUCCUCCUUGUGAGUACACUUCUAGCAGUCCCAACAACUUCAAAAACUCAUGGAACAAAUGGACUUCAUCCAUAAAAGCAAAUCAGUUUUUUGUUGGACUUCCAGCUUCAACGGCGGCUGCUGGAAAUGGUUAUGUUCCAAAGCAAGUUCUAAUAUCAGAGGUCCUGCCAUUUGUGAAAAGGUCAUCAAAAUAUGGUGGGAUCAUGCUUUACGAUCGAUACAAUGAUGAACAGAAUGGCUACAGUUCUGCUGUGAAGGGCAGUGUUUAAGUUUACUAUCCAAGCCACCAUGUUAUUACUAAAUAAAAAAUCCAGAAGAGUAAUGUGGCCUAAUAAUGAAGCCACCAUGUUAUUACUACUUCUGCUGUGAGCAUGUUAUUUAUCUAAUCACUAAAAAAACUUUAUUAUCAAUGAUACAACAAUAAUUGUCCUUGUA